Messenger RNA from Tripterygium wilfordii, 1014 nucleotides. RefSeq names its product extensin-2. NCBI's taxonomy places the organism in Eukaryota, Viridiplantae, Streptophyta, Magnoliopsida, Celastrales, Celastraceae. The record is from RefSeq and is a predicted model, not a curated record. The coding region runs from base 169 to 660 and encodes 163 amino acids. The transcript has a single exon.
UGGCGUAUGCUUCAAAGAUAAUACCACAUUAUUGAAUCACACACUACCUUUCUUUCUCUCACACUUUCCCUUCCAUUUUCUCGAGAAAAAUUAUUGCUUUCCUUCACAAAAUCGUCCAAUCAAGACCUCCAUUUGUUGAUUUCUCAAGCAGUGGAACAAAUCAACAAAAUGACGCUCCUCUUUCUUCUGAUUUUCUCUUCUUUGAUCUCCUCAUCAAUGUCCAAUUACCCGACUUUGACUAAAAAGUACCAGAUCGAAUGCACAAUGUGCUCAUCCUGCAGCAACCCAUGUGGCCAAGUCUCCCCGCCACCGCCGCCUGUGCCGGUAUCAUCACCUCCGCCGCCAUCCACGACCAUCUGUCCACCACCCCCAUCGCCGCCAAGCUCUGGCGGUUACUAUUACUCUCCACCACCUCCUUCUCAAUACACAUACUCCUCUCCACCGCCCCCACAAGGCGGCGGUGGGGGUGGUGGUGGAAGUUACUAUUAUCCUCCUCCAAGAAACUACGGCCCUGCACCGCCACCACCAAACCCAAUUGUACCUUACUUCCCUUUCUACUACCACACUCCUCCACCAUCUGAUUCACCGCCAGUGAAGUUAGUUUUGAGUUCUGUGGGUUAUGGUGUCGGUUUGGUACUUGUUUGGGCCUGUUUGUUUUGAUAGAAAGUGAUGGAAAGCGAAAUAAUGUAACAGAUUGGCAGAUCUGAAAGAUGGGAAUGCAGAGAGGUGUUGAGAAAGGAAAUGGGCACUGGGACUUGUGAAUUUACGAGAAUUGCCGAACCGAGCUUGGAUUUAAUAGUAAAGCAGCAGGUAUUUGUGACAUUUGCGAUUUGAUAGAUCUCUCUCGUUUCUCUGCGGUGCAGAGUGAUCUGUAAUUUGUUGACAAUUAAAUUGUACUUAUUUUUGUUUUUUUGAGUACUAAUUGGAAAAUUAGCUACAAGUAGUCUUUUUUUCAAUAAUUAAUAUAGUUUUUUUUCUCAUUUAUUAGUUCAUAUAAUAUUAUCCUUUCACUUA